AUCACAUUCAUAUUCACCAACUUCUUCGUGUACUUCACUCUUCAUUUAUGACAUGACGCAGACCGUCAACGUAGUUUUGAUGUGAAAUGCUACCAGCUACGACUGGCAGAUUCCUUGUCAUUGGCUCAUUCAUUUUUGUGGUUACCGUUGAAGGUGAUGGUGGAUGUAGAGCACUUGAAUUUCUUCCCUGUUGGCAAGACUACACCUUCAUCAAUCACGUGAUCAAGUUCUUCAAAAUUCUAGCUCCCGGAAUAGAGGAAUGUCAGCACCAAUGUUUUAUCGAAAACAAAUGUAUUUCGUACAACUUGGGUCCUAUAGAAGGAAUAUCAAGAACAUGUGAGUUGAACGAGGYUGAUCACUGGACCCGACCUGGCCAGGAGGUACCCAAAGAUGGUUUUCAAUACUGUCCUAUCAAGAGUCCCUGUUCUUCCAACCCAUGUCCGGCUGACAGGAUGUGUAGACCUGACUUCUCAUGGGACACAUUCAGCUGUGAUGAUGGAGGUUGGACGUCAUGGAGUCCUUGGACUAACUGUAACCCAUCAGUCUGUCCGUACACACGUAAGAGAACCUGCACAAACCCAGCCCCUCAGAAUGAUGGAGCCAACUGUACUGGACCAGGAAUGGAGACAAAGAACUGCUUUAUACCAGUCCCAGCUCCAGACGGUUGUGAUAUUCCAUUCGGGAUGGCAAAUGGAAAUAUUYCUGACUCACAGAUAACAGCAUCAUCGUACUUUAUAAACCCUGAAAGACACCCAGACAUUUAUCUACCAUCAAGAGCGCGGCUAAAUGGUACUUCUGCCGAACCUGACCGCGAAGGGGCAUGGGUACCAAACACUAAGUCUGUAGGGGAAUAUCUACAGAUUGAUCUUGGCAGCGUUAAGAUGAUUACUGGAGUCGCCACACAAGGAAGACAAAGUUGGCCACAGUGGGUAACUGAGUAUAAAAUAUCUUACUCAAAAGAUAAUAGUAGCUGGAUAGACUACGAAGGAGACUGUAAUGAGAAAUUUCGUGGAAACAAAGACAAAGACACUAUAGUAAAGAAUAAGUUUGCCAUACCGAUUGUGGCUMGACACAUUCGUAUUCUUCCACAAGAAUGGGAUGGGAAUAUUGCUCUGAGAACAGAGGUGUAUGGCUGUUCAAUAUAAUGCAAGACUAGUAAAACAGUAGAUAAGGACCUACAUUUUUGUUAUGUUACUGUUUCUUUCAUAACUUUAUUUUCAGCCUACGACCCUUUUUGGUUCCUUAGAGAAACAGAUAACAGAGAGAAAAGUAUUCUUUUUUUAAUUAAGCUCUGCUUGUCUAAAGCAACGGGUAUAGAUAAGAUAUAAGCUAGAAUCAUWAGAGAAUGUGCCGAUCUUAUUUCUUUCGCCAUUUGUAAGAUCUUUAAUAGUUCAUAGCUCAAUAUCAGUGAUCUCUGUUGUGGCCAGGUUUUUCGAAAGGAUAGUGUAUGAUCAAUUGCAUUUAUUUCUAUCUGUUAAUCGUAUAAUAUCUGAAUGCCAAUCUGGCUUUCGCUCUUCACUCGACUCUUAUAGCACUGAUAGAAGCCACCGAUAGUUGGGCAUAUAAUAUCGACGGUGGCAACUUCAAUGCCGUAGUAUUUUGGGAUCUCAAAAAGGUAUUUGACACAGUCGACCACGAAAUUCUUUUAGCAAAGCUAUUUACCUAUGGAAUGCAAAAAAAAAAAAAAAAAAAAAAAAAAAAAAAAAAAAAAAAUUACCGGGAUAACCGCAAACAGAAAUGUACUAUUAAAUCCAUGCGGUGUACCUCAAGGAACAAUUUGAGGCCCCUUGUUAUUCUUAUUAUAUAUAAAUGAUUUACCAAACUGUCUACUACAUUCUCUACCUACUACCUAGAAUGUAUGCAGACGACACAAGUUUGACAUAGCUAGACUGCUGAUUAUGAUCCAAACUCGAUUCAAAAAUGUCUUAAUGUAGAUUUGGAUAAAAUCAGCGCUUGGUUGUCUGCCAACAAACUUAUAUACACUCAACAUGACAAAAACCGAAUUCAUGUUAAUAAGCUGAACACUGUUGCUAAUAUGCCAAUUCUGAAAAUUAACGAGGCUCCAAUCAAACAAGUAAGUACAACUAAAUCAAUUGGAAUAAUUUUAGACAACCAUGUAACUUUGCAUGAACGAAUUGAGAGAAUUGUGUAAGGAAAUUGCAUCAGGUAUUGAGCACGGAUAAGACAAUUUGUACCAUGAA
This is a messenger RNA of Actinia tenebrosa (Australian red waratah sea anemone), 2201 nucleotides long. RefSeq lists its product as uncharacterized. The record is from RefSeq and is a predicted model, not a curated record. NCBI's taxonomy places the organism in Eukaryota, Metazoa, Cnidaria, Anthozoa, Actiniaria, Actiniidae.